AGGCAGCAGCUGGACUCCAUAGUUCAACUCUACAGAGCUACACCUGGGACAGGUGUACAGGCUGACCAGGUCCUUGAUGCCUUCUUAAAGGACCAACAGGAGAACAUGCGAGUCAUUCGGAGGACUGAGAAAGUUAUGACACAGCGAGAGAACCUUCUGAGGGAGGACAGAGUCUUGGCUGAGAGAAAGCGAUAUCAAGCAGAAGCAGUGGUGGCUCAAAGGAAGAUGGAGCAGAGGUUGGAAGUAAUUCCAGACAUGUGGUGUCCAGCAACGGCGCUCGAGAAUGCAUCCGGAACUACUUCCCAACGAGGAAGUGCUUUGUGUUUGACCAGCCUGCCUCCAAGGAGAAACUGAGGAUCAUAGACAAACUGACUGAUGCUGACCUGGAGCCGGCCUUUGUCCAGCAGACGCUUAACUUCUGCAGCUACAUUUUCAAACAAUCGAGAGAAAAAACUAUCACUGGAGGGUAUACAGUCACUAGACAGAUGCUGGGGAACCUGGCAGUGACGUACGUGGACGCCAUUCGGCAUGGGAGUGUUCCGUGUUUGGAGAACGCGGUGGAGGCGCUGUCUCAGAUCUAGAACUCAGCGGCGGUCGAGGAGUCUUUCGCCCUCUACAGGCAGCUGCUGGGAGAGCGGGUGAAACUGCACACUGAGACUCAGGAGGAGCUCUCCACAGUUCAGGACGGCUGCCUGAAGGAGGCGCUGCAGCUCUUCAUGAAACGCUCCUUCAAGGACGAGGACCAGAGCUACCAGAAAGGUCUCAUGGAGCAUAUAAGAAAAAAGUAUGAUGAGAAAUGUAGAGACAAUGCAGCACUCUCCCAGAGUCACUGCACCGCUCUACUACAACAGCUGUGGAACAAGCUGGACCACAACUCCUUCAUGAGACCUGGAGGAUAUGAAAACUACCGGGUCCAGCUGGACUCCAUCAUUCAAACCUACAGAGCUACACCUGGGAAAGGUGUACAGGCAGAACAAGCUCUGGAAAUCUUUAUGAAGGAGAAAAAUGAUGUGGGCUCGUCCAUCCUGAAUGCGGACAGAAGCCUCUCAGAACAAGAGAGGAAGCUGCAGGAGGAGAAAGCGCGUGUGGAGAUGGAGAGAUUUAAGGCAGAGGUGGCCCGUAGGGAACAGGAACACACAGCAAACUUUUUGAAGGCUGCAGAGAGAGCUCACAGAGAGAAUGACAAGCAACUGAUGCAGAGGAUGGAGAAGGAACGACGUGCUGUCCUUGAGCAGAACCAGAGAGUUCUCAACCAACGGCUGCAGGAGCAGAGAGCGCUGAUUUCAGAGGGGUUCGAGCAGAAAUCCAGGACGAUGGAGGCUCAAAUACAGUCCUUAAAGCAGGAGGUGGCAGCAUCCAGGAACAGGGGGGGUGGGGGGAGCACGUGUGUCCUACAAUAAAAUCCUGAGGGGUGAAGGUAUGAUCCUGCUUGUCAUAUUUGCCAGUUUACUUAUCAUCAAAUAUAUGAUAAUAGCUCAACCUGCAAAACCAGGAAGCUUUUUGGAGGCAUUAUGGGUGUUGCCAUGGAAACAGGCUGAUGGACAGCUUUUUCACAUCCCCCAGCAACAGUGACUGGGCUCAGCCCCCUGGAGGUGAGGGCAUAUUUGAUAGAUGAGAAAGCUGGAACCUAAUAACUGCAAACUGAUCACAAAAGUGAUUUGUUUGUUGUGUCACCCAGUGGGUGUAAAAGGCAAUGUGCUUAACUGCACUUUUUGUGGUUCCAUGUGGUUUUGGUUUUAAAUGUUACUGUAAACAACA
This is a messenger RNA of Conger conger (European conger), 1758 nucleotides long. Its product is annotated as guanylate-binding protein 1-like. Gene Ontology annotation, molecular function: GTP binding; GTPase activity. NCBI's taxonomy places the organism in Eukaryota, Metazoa, Chordata, Actinopteri, Anguilliformes, Congridae. The coding region runs from base 717 to 1400 and encodes 227 amino acids. The transcript is spliced from 9 exons. The record is from RefSeq and is a predicted model, not a curated record.